Messenger RNA from Macadamia integrifolia, 3865 nucleotides. RefSeq lists its product as uncharacterized. The annotation marks the transcript as partial. The record is from RefSeq and is a predicted model, not a curated record. The transcript has 3 exons. Gene Ontology annotation, molecular function: nucleic acid binding; RNA-DNA hybrid ribonuclease activity. Lineage: Eukaryota; Viridiplantae; Streptophyta; Magnoliopsida; Proteales; Proteaceae.
AUGCGUGCCCUCUUCUGGAAUAUCAGAGGGAUGAAGAAGGCUGUUGGUCGUGCAACUCUCAGCAAUAUUCUCCUAGACAAGCACCCUGAUGUGGUUUGUCUAGCUGAACCAAUGGUGGAGGUAGCUGCUUUCCCUUCUUUAUUUUUUAAUAAACUGGGAUAUGAUGCAUGCUUUAUUCAUAAUAUUCGCACUGAUAAAAACCCAAACCUAUGGGUCAUUUGGAAGAGGUCUCUCACCAAACCAACUAUUAUUUCCAUGUCUGACCAGUUUAUUUCACUGUGUAUAAAUUGGAGAAACAAUUCUAUUUACAUAACUUUUGUACAUGCGAGUUGUUUCCAAGCUUCUAGAAGAGAGCUAUGGAUGGCUCUUGCAGCGACUCCAAUUGGCUCCUCUCCUUGGCUAGUGACAGGUGACUUCAAUGCCUCCCUUUUUUCGCACGAAAAAAAGGGUCCGGGCGCCUUUAAUCUUGGGUCUGCGUCUGAGUUCAAUGCGGCUGUGGAUGCUUGCAACCUGAUUUCAGUUCCUUCUCAAGGGCAUAAGUUUACUUGGACGAAUAACAGGAAGCGUGGGAAUGUUUUGGCAAUUUUGGACAGGUCUUUUUGUAAUGAAGAGUGGAUAAACCACUUUCAUGACUGUACCCAGGAGGUGAUGCAGCGUUUUUCUUCUGACCAUUCCCCCCUGUGCAUUACCUCGGAUUCAAUGCUGAAACCUACAAAUUGCCCCUUUCGCAUCCAACGAUUUUGGAUGGACCAUGAGGAAUUUAUGGAUGUGGUCAAUAAAUCCUGGAGUGAACCUGUGGAUGGCUAUCCUAUUUUUUCUCUUGCUCUUAAGCUGAAACGCCUCAAGCCUAUUCUCAGAAGCUGGGCAAGAUCAGUGUUCCCAAACCUAGAUGCGGAAUUAAAAGCUGCAAAAGAUGAUCUUCAGCAAAUUCAAUCUCAGAUAGAUUCCUAUGGUAUUGAUGACCAUCUUUUUAAUUUGGAAGCUGAUGCUAAAUCCAGAUACUUGAAAGCUCUCCUUGACCAUGAAAAGCUAUGGGCAGAAAAAGCAAGAAAUAGAUGGCUCUCUCAAGGAGACCGAAACUCUAGAUUUUUCCACUUAUCUGCUAAAAUCAGAAGGGUGAAGAACUCGAUUCGCUCUCUUCAAAAAACUGAUGAUACAAUUACAUCAAGCAUGGAUGAUUUGGCUGUUCAUGUUGAGGAGUACUAUAAGGCUAUCCAUAAAGCCAGCCCCACCAUUGACCAUGGAUCGCUAUUGGAUUGCAUUCCCCAUAUCCUUGACGAGCUUGACGUUAGAGGAUUGGAAGCCAUCCCAAAUGAUCAAGAGAUCAAGAAUGCAAUUUGGGACCUGGACCCUGAUAGUUCCCCAGGCCCAGACGGUUACUCUGGUGCGUUCUUCAGACAUUGCUGGGAGCUAAUUGGUUUUGAUGUUUGCCGUGCUGUGAAGAAUUUUUUCAGCUCUGAACCCUUCCUAAAGGUUAUGGCUACAAGACUCUCUUCUCUCCUCCCUAAGCUCAUUUCAGAAGAGCAAGGCGCCUUUCAGAAGGGCAAGGUUAUUCAGACUAAUAUCAGCCUCGCUUCAGAGUUAACUAACCUCAUGUUUGAGUGUACAAGAGGUGGAGGUAUGGGGAUAAAAAUUGAUAUCCAGAAAGCCUUUGACACUGUAUCUUGGAGCUUUCUUUUCAAGGUCUUGAAAAAGUUUGGCUUCCCUGAUACUUGGAUUGAUUGGUUGCAUCAAAUUCUUCGUACAUCCAGAAUUUCAGUGUUGCUCAAUGGAGGUCCGGUUGGAUUCUUUGGUGUUGAGCGAGGCCUGCGUCAGGGUGACCCCAUCUCCCCUCUUUUAUUUAUCCUUGCCGAGGAGGUCCUGUGUAGGGGAAUCCGCCUUAUGAUUCAAGACAAGAAACUACAAGCCAUCAAGGGUCCUCGUGGUGUCCAAAUGCCAGGUUUUCUCCUCUUUGCAGACGAUAUUUUCUUCUUUUUAAAUGGCUCCAUCAAAUAUGUCAGACAUUUCCAUGACUUCCUUACAAAGUAUCAGCAGUUUUCUGGUCAACAAAUCAAUCUCAACAAAAGUAAACUUUUUCUGGGGAAGAUGUCUCUUGAUAGAAAGCAACUCAUCUCUGAUACCCUUGGAAUCUCCAUCUGCAAGUUCCCUACAAAAUAUCUGGGAGUGGAAAUUUUCAAGGGUAGAGUCACUCGGGAACCUCUCCUCCCGAGAUGGAUGAGGAAUUUCAUUUGGAGUGGCGAUCCUGAAACAGCCAAAGGAGUUACAGUUAGUUGGGACUCAAUCUGCAAGCCUAAACAAGAAGGAGGGCUGGGAAUUAGGCGUCUAAGGGAUGUCAAUAAAGCUUUUCUCUGUAAGCAGGUAUGGAAUAUAAGACACUCUACAUCAGCCCUGUCCAGCAUUAUUAAUGCUCGAUUUUUGAAGAAAAAUGGGGAGCUUAAGAAAGGGUAUAAAUCUUCCACCAUUUGGCCAGGCCUUCGAAGAAUGUGGUCUCUUGUCUCUAGCAAAGAGCGAUGGGUGGUGGGUAAUGGGGUUUCCAUAAACUGCUGGAAAGAUAGAUGGGUUGACUCUGAACCUUUUCAACAAAAGGCAGGUUUGACAGAUGAGUUGUUUGCAUCUUCCUCCAUGACAGUUGCGGCCUUUAUUGACAAUAAUGAGUGGAACUUCCCCACGGUUUCAUCUUCUCUUCUUCAAGAUUUUUUUCUCGCUGCUUCAACUAUCAAUAUCCCUAGAGGUAACAUAAAAGAUAAAUGUAUUUGGACCCUCUCUACCUCUGGUCAAUUCAGUACUUUCUCAGCCUGGAAUGAUAUUCGCCGCCGAAAUCCCAAGGUUCCUUGGCAUGAGCUGGUCUGGAUGAAAGGCCUCUCUCCUCGUCAGUCAACUUUUGGCUGGCGUCUGUGUCACCAGAAGCUUACUACUGAUGAUAUCAUUAGGAAAAAAGGCAUCUCUUUAGCCUCCAAAUGCAUCAUGUGCGGUCUUCAUGCUGAGACUCUGCCCCAUCUCUUCUUAAAUUGUAGUGUUUCUCGGGUCCUUUGGGAAAAUUUCUUGAGCUGUUUUGGUUUUCUUUGGAAGGAUCAAUCCUCCAUUGCUGAUUUGAUAUCCUGGUGGAAACGAAAGCGAAGAAUUUUGUCGGUAAAGGAUCCUUGGGCGGCUGGUUUGAUUAUAGUGACCGACACUAUUUGGCAAGAAAGGAAUCAUCGAUGGCAUGGUGGUAAGAGUACGGAUGCCUCUCUGCUAUUCAUGAAAAUAUUGAGAACGCUCAAGGAGUCUAAUCUCAACUUAAAAGGGGUCAUUCGGACUACUGCUGAUCUUCUUUGCUGCAGGAAACUAGGGUUGCAUGCAGUUCCAGGCGACCCUCCUUCCAUUCUUGAAGUCAUUUGGUGCAAGCCUCCACUCGCCUGGUCAAAGAUAAACAUUGAUGGUAGUUCCAUGGGAAACCCUGGUCGAGCAGGAGGAGGGGGUGUCAUUCGUGACUCCAAUGGAAAAGUUACAUUCUCCUUCAAGCAUUUCUUUGGCAUCAGUACGAACUACUAUGCAGAAUUCAUGACUUUUCUUCAUGGUAUCCGCCAUGCAAUGGGUCAAAGGAUUACAAACUUGUGGAUUGAAUCUGACUCUGUGGCAGUAGUCACCGCUGUUCAAGGCAAGUCUCUCCCUUGGUUUGCCCUGCAAGAGUGGCUCUCUUUACAGCACUACCUCAAUUCUAUAUCCUGGAAGAUUUCUCAUUGCUACAGGGAAGCCAAUCCUAUUGCGGAUUACCUUGCAAAAUCAGCUGCAAAAACAGGAUUAUCUGGAACCAUGGAGGAAUUUCCUAUUCAUAUUAUUGAGGAGAUUAGAUGGGAUUCCUUCUCCAAACCAAGAUUUAGAUUCU